Entrophospora sp. SA101 is the source of this 1479-nucleotide messenger RNA. The record is from the annotation of a GenBank genome assembly. NCBI's taxonomy places the organism in Eukaryota, Fungi, Glomeromycota, Glomeromycetes, Entrophosporales, Entrophosporaceae.
UUUCGUACAGCUGGACCAGAAGUUGACAUACAAGAAAAACAAUAUAUUGAAGAAUUCUUUGAGCCCAAUUCCAUUUUACCAAAUGUGACUAAUUUUUCAAGUCAUAGAGCAAAAGAAUGGGCAACAGAAUUUGAAAAUAUAAAAGAUUCACCACAUUUUAUGCAAUAUGGGCCAGAAAUAAAGGAUGAAAUGAUGGAAGCGGCUUUCAAGAGAGCAAACUGGAACACCGAAUUUAUGGGAGAAUUUCAAUCAAACAUGAAAAGUCAAAUCACAGAAAUUCCACCAGAAUAUGAAGAAGUAUUUCAGAAAAAUUUUGAUUGGGCAAGUGAGUUUGCAUUAAAGAAAAAAGAAAAAAUCGAUCCAACGAGCUGGGAGGAACAAUUUGCUGCUGCUCAACGUGAUUCAGAAGCCAAUAAACAAUUUAGUAGUGGUGCGGAUGAUAUUGAUGUUUUAGAACAUGAUAAGAAAUUGUUUAGCGAAUUUGAAAAUAUUUGGAAGAAUAGUGAAAAUAAAUAUUUAAAUGAUGAUCUGAUUGAUUAUUCAGCAUGGGAUGACAAAUUCCUUAAUUUUGAAAAUAUGAAUUCAGAACAUGAUUUUGGAGAGUACAUAUUUGAAUCAAACAAUCCUUUUCUCGAACAUUUAAAUCCUUUUGAAGAAGGAAUGAAAAUAAUAAAUCAAGGUGGUUCGUUGUCAGAAGCUGCAUUGGCUUUUGAAGCUGCGGUAAAGAAAGAUAUUAAUAACUCUGAAGCUUGGGAGCGGUUAGGUAGUGUGCAAGCUCAAAAUGAGAAGGAUGAAGCAGCUAUAAGAGCUUUGCAAAGAGCUAUUGAAAUUGAUGGAAAUAAUUUGACUGCUUACACAAACGAAGGAUUCACAGCUCAGUCAUAUUUUACACUGGAGCGAUGGAUAACUGUGAAAUAUCCCGAGAUUGUAUUAUCUUCAGCAACAAUGCAUAAUUCACAAGUUCUUUUGUCUCGUGUUAAAGAAUUGUUUUUGAGAGCUGCAAGGAACGCACCAGAAGGUGAAAACAUUGAUCCUGAUGUACAAGUAGGCUUGGGCGUGUUAUUUUAUGCUAAUGAUGAAUACGACAAAGCUGCUGAUUGUUUUAAUACUGCAUUGGAAGUUCGUAAAGAUGAUUAUCUUUUAUGGAAUAAAUUAGGUGCAACAUUAGCAAAUUAUAACAAACCAGAAGAAGCAAUUGAAGCAUAUCAUAAAGCAUUAUCUUUAAGACCUACAUUUGUAAGGGCAAGACAUAAUCUGGGAAUCAGUUGUAUAAAUAUUCAUUGUUAUCGUGAAGCAGUUGAACACUUACUUGGUGCUUUGAGUAUGCAUAAGAUUGGCGAUGAUGAUAGUAAAAAUACUAGUAGAUCGCUUAGACUAACCUUGAGUAGAGCUUUUGAAAAAAUGGAAAGAAAAGAUUUGCUAGACAAAAUACUCUCUGGAGCUGAUGUUAAUGAAUUCCGUGACGAAUUUGAAUUUUAA